Myxocyprinus asiaticus (Chinese sucker) is the source of this 6187-nucleotide messenger RNA. RefSeq names its product latent-transforming growth factor beta-binding protein 1-like. NCBI's taxonomy places the organism in Eukaryota, Metazoa, Chordata, Actinopteri, Cypriniformes, Catostomidae. The record is from RefSeq and is a predicted model, not a curated record. Gene Ontology annotation, molecular function: calcium ion binding. Bases 373 to 5109 code for a protein of 1578 amino acids. The transcript has 31 exons.
UGCUCGAGCUGAAAUCUCGCGCACACGAGCUCUCUCCUGCAGCUCCGCGAGGAACAAACGCCGCGUUCACUCCCAUUUUUCCCGAUUUUCCCGAUUUCCGUUUUGUGCUUUGAAAGUUUCUUUCACUCCAAUGAAUUUUUUUUCUCUCUCUCUUUCUUUUUCAGUUAUUUUUGCCUCCUCGGUGCAUUCUUAUGGCGAAUAGAUGACAGCGCGCGAGAGUUUACAACUUUUACACACGCGCCAGAGUGGAGUUGCAGUUCUAUAGGUUUAUUUUUAUACUCUAUUCUAUUCUUUUUUAUAUAUCUAUUUUUGUAUCUAUAGCACGGACUCCACGAGUGUUUCUUUCAAACCUCUCCAACACUUUCACUUCUAAUGGAUAUGGCUGUUCUCACAUGGGACAUCAUCCUCGCUCUAUGUUUAUUGAUUUCUCCGGCUUCGCUUUCGGCGGAUCAGAGCGGAUUAAGGAGAUUGUACGUGCUGCAGCCGGGACCGAGCGGUACGGAUCGGGUUCACGUGAGCUCGAUUUCAUCGGUCUCGGGAGCGUCAGGGCAGCCGCACUCAUACAAUGUGGAGCUCAAAUCCAGCUUCGGUGGCAGCCAGGUCCGGACCCGGAGAAUGGGCCACCAGCCGAAUCCAAAUCCAAGCAUUCAGAUCCGCCAGGACGCACAGCCCGCCCGGCACACAACCCAUCAAAUGAAAGUGUCAGGAGUGAACGUCUGUGGGGGGCAGUGCUGUGUUGGUUGGAGCAAGACCCCAGGAUCUCAACGCUGCACUAAACCUAACUGUUUGCCCCCGUGCAAAAAUGGAGGGAUGUGCUUGCGGCCCCACAUGUGUGUGUGUAAGCCAGGCUCUAAAGGCAAGUCCUGUGAACAGACCACUCUCCCCCCAUCCUCUCAUCCAACUGGACCACUAAACGGACACACCAAUGGUGGACUUCCAAAUGGAGGCCAUACAAAUGGAUACAGCAACGGUCAUAAUAUAAUUCCCCAGCGCCCAAUUCCUCAGCAAACCUUCCCACAAGGCCAAGUGCCGUUACCGCUACCUGGCACCAAUGGGGGCCACAUGACCCUGUCCAAGAAGCCAUCAUCUAACCGACUCAACCGACCCAUCCCUUACCAAGUACAGAAUCCAGUUUCCAUGAUGCACCAGAGCAAAAUCCAGAAGUUCAUGGUCCAACAGAAAAACUACCAUACGCACACGCAGGUGCAAGGAGUCGGACCCACCCUGAACCGGGCCAUCCCACUUUCAGUGGGACAUAACCCAAUUCACGUAGGGAACCACACCGGCCGGAUCAAGGUGGUCUUCACCCCAACUAUCUGCAAGAUGACCUGCACUAACGGCCGCUGUCAGAACAGCUGUGAGAAGGGUAAUACCACCACCAUCAUCAGUGAGAACGGACAUGCUACCGACACCCUCACCGCCCCCAACUUCAGAGUCGUUGUUUGCCAUUUGCCCUGCAUGAAUGGAGGAAAAUGCAGUGCUCGGGACAAGUGUCAGUGCCCUCCGCACUUUACUGGAAAAUUCUGCCAAAUGCAGAAUCCAAACGGUCACCAGGGACAGCAAACAGUGGCAACCGGGCAGAAGACACACAUCCACUCAACACACACACUACCCCUCACCUACGGUACUGGACAAAACCAGGGUUUGGUGAAUGUCCAUGUGAAACAUCCUCCAGAAGCCUCGAUCCAGAUCCAUCAGGUGUCUCCGGUGGACGGUAACAGGCAGGAGAAGAACACACAGUCUAGUCAUUCCUUUUCCUACCACAUUUCUGAGUCCAGCAGCAGCCAGAGCAUCCAGCACGGACACAAUCAUGGCGGCAUCAUUUACCCCAACCAGCAAGCAAAGGUCCAAUACCAGCCAGUGACAUCCAAGAACCAACUAGGACGCUGCUUCCAGGAGACUGCUGGAAUGCAGUGUGGGAAAGCUCUGCCCGGCCUUUCUAAACAGGAAAUCUGCUGUGGGACAGUGGGCACAUCAUGGGGAUUCCACAAAUGCCAAAAAUGCCCCAAAAAACCAUCGAUUCCUCUGCAGCGACCGACUACAAUGAUUGAAUGUCCUCAAGGCUAUACGAGGUUGAAUGCCACUCGCUGUGUUGAUUUUGAUGAAUGCCAGAUUCAAGGUGUUUGUCUCAAUGGAAAAUGCAUCAACACUAUUGGCAGCUUCAGGUGUUUCUGCAACCCAGGCUUUGUGCCUGACCCCACGCUCUCCACCUGCUACCCCGAAUCACCUGCUCUUCCCGAGGAAAAGGGUGCUUGCUUCCGAUUGGUCAGUUCGGGGACGCAGUGCUUGCACCCGGUGUCCACUCAGCUGAGUAAACAGUUAUGCUGUUGUAGUGUGGGUAAGGCCUGGGGGCCUCGCUGUGACCGCUGCCCUCUACCUGGGACAGCUGCGUUUAAAGAGAUUUGUCCUGGAGGUAUGGGUUACCAUGUCACCACCCCGUACAUUUACAAGCCUAAACCUCCUGCUGGACACGUCCAAACAGACAGUCAAGGGCAGAGCAAUCCCACCAUCAAGCAUCAAGCACCCGUGGACCCUCCUGUGCCCCUACCCACCCUGCCGCCGCAUGUGGAAGCUUACAGCUUCACAGAGAGGCAGGUACCUGAGUUGGUGGAGAAGGUGUUACCUCCUGGCCCAGUGGCAAUUCUGCCUUCCAGUGCAAGUCAGGACAUCUCCCCAACACAGCUGGCAGAGGUUGACGAGUGUCAAGUGAGUCGUGAUAUCUGUGGUGCGGGAAUCUGUUAUAACACCCCUGAUAGCUACAUGUGCAUUUGUGACGACGGCUAUAAAAUGGACAGUGAGGUCACCACAUGUGUAGAUGUUGACGAGUGUGUGGAGAUCCAGAGUUUGUGUGCCAAUGGUCACUGUCAGAACACUCCAGGCAGUUUCCUGUGUGCGUGCGAGCCUGGCUUUAUGCUUAACGAGGAGGGCACCAGCUGCUCUGAUAUUGAUGAAUGUCAGGACGGGAGUGUGUGUCCGUCUGGUCUCUGCUAUAACAAUCUGGGCUCUUUUAUGUGUUCUCCGUGUCCGGAUGGAUUCGAAGGGAGAAAUGGCCAGUGUGUCGACAUAAAUGAGUGUCAGGAUGAAAGAGUGUGCGCUCAUGGUCAGUGCUCCAAUCGGGAGGGCUAUUACCUUUGCACAUGUGACAAAGGGUUCUCACUCACUCCUGACGGCAAAGCCUGCACAGACAUUGACGAAUGCCAGGAUGACAGUGUGUGUAUCCAAGGUCACUGUCAGAACACAGAGGGGUCAUUUAUCUGCAGCUGUGAGCCUGGGUUCAUUCUGUCCUCCACAAGAGACCAAUGUGAUGAUGUGGACGAGUGUUUGGAGUUACAUCAGACCUGUGAUGGGGUGGGGCAAUGUGUUAAUAUCUUGGGCUCAUAUCAGUGCAUUUGCCAACUGGGUUAUAGACAAGUCAACGGCACCAGUUGCCAGGAUAUUGAUGAGUGUGAAGACGACAUGCAAAUGUGCAUCCUGAAUGGAGAAUGUUUGAACACAGAGGGCUCGUUCCUCUGUGUGUGUGACGUUGGCUUUGUGUCUACACGGGAUCCACCCGGCUGUGAGGAUGUGGAUGAGUGUUCUCUGAAUGAAAAUACCUGUGGAAGUCAUGGUGUUUGUCAGAAUACAAUGGGCUCCUUCAGCUGCCAGUGUGACCCGGGAUUCAAAGACUCUCAGGAUGGGCAGGGCUGUGUGGAUGUGAACGAGUGUGAGCUUCUCAGUGAUGUGUGUGGUGAGGCAACCUGUGAGAACCGUGAAGGAUCCUUCCUGUGUUUGUGUGCUGACGAGACUCUAGACUUCAACCCAAUGACUGGCAAAUGCUUGUCCACACAUCCAGGGCCAAAGACGACCAUUGCAUUUGCAACCCCAACACCCGUGAUCCCCCACCACCAAAAUGGUUUGGUCCCCCCCAAUGUUCAAGACUUGGUUACGACCUUGGGUACACCUACAGCGGAGAGGAAGGAGUGUUACUACAACCUGAAUGAUGAGAACCUGUGUGAUAAUGUGCUGGCCAGCAGCAUGACUAAACAGGAGUGCUGCUGUACACUGGGGGCCGGCUGGGGGGACAAUUGUGAGGUCCAUCCCUGCCCCGUACCAGGAACAGAUCAGUUCUCACAGCUGUGUCCGGCGGGCCGGGGAAAUGUUCCUGCUGGAGACCCCAUGAUUCCAGGCAUCAGUUUAGAAGAAAAUUUCAAAGAUGCAGAUGAAUGCAUGCUUUUUAAAGAUGAGAUUUGCAAAGAUGGCUAUUGUCUCAACACCCCUGGUGGGUACGAGUGUUACUGCAAGUCUGGACUCUACUACGAUGAGAGCAAACUGCAAUGUGUUGACACUGAUGAAUGUUUGGAUGAUUUUAACUGUAUAGAUGGUGAAUGUAUGAACACAUACGGCUCAUAUCAGUGUUUCUGCACUCCUCCUCUGGUUCUUGCACUCGACAACACGCGCUGCAUUUCACCGGGUGUGGCAGAGCAUAGAAAAGCUGACGUGUAUGAAGGUAUUUGCUGGGAGACAGUGACAGAAAGACUAACCUGCACAAGACCAAUUGCCAACAGACAUACCACAUUCACAGAGUGCUGCUGUUUAUAUGGAGAGGCCUGGGGCAUGGACUGUGCUCUCUGCCCCAAGAAAGAUACAGCUGCUUAUGCCACUAUGUGCAAUAUCCGUCAGCCAUAUGGUCAAGAUGCUCUUGUUGCUGGCCCAGUUCAUGAGUAUGAAGUCGGCCCUGAAUACGACCCUCAACCUCUGAACCUUGAUGACACGCUACCCCCCUAUGAUGACUAUGAAGAACCAAAAGGUCCAUAUGAUGCAUUUGAAGGAUUGCGAGCAGAGGAGUGUGGUGUGCUGAACGGAUGUGAAAACGGGCGGUGUGUGAGGGUACAGGAGGGAUACACCUGUGACUGUUUUGAUGGAUACACUCUCGACAUGUCCCGUAUGGCCUGCGUGGAUAUCAAUGAAUGCUCAGAGCUGAACUCAAAGAUGUCACUUUGCAAGAACGGCAAGUGCAUCAACACGCAGGGUUCAUACAAGUGUGAGUGUCUGCCGGGAUUUAUCCACUCCGCCCAGCACAACUACUGUGUGCCUCACAGACAGAAUGCAACAAGCACGAGCAGGGAGUGACCACCAGAGGGCGCCAGAUAUACUAAAAACACUCUUAUUUAAUCAAGGCCCAUAUACUCUGCACUGUAUAAAACAAACACACACACACACACACACAAACACACAAAAAAAACUAAAAAAAAAAAAAAUUCUACUUGAGAUGAAGAGUUUAAUGUGCUAUCUUAUGGCGUCUACAAGAGAACUGUAUAAAAUAUUUGUUUUAUUGGUCUAUGUACGUUUGUUAUUAUUUCUGUCUUAGAAAAUAGAAAUACUUUAGGUGUGAAGAGAGAUGAUUUUUUAGCAAACUGACAAACCCUAUGAAUUUAAGCUGGGGGACUGCUUUAUUUUACCCAGUCAAAGACACCGUAUGUGUGGAUAUUUUAACAGCUAAACUCUCUCAUUCUCUUCUCUCUUUUUUCAUUGUCCUCUCCAUUCUUUCCUUCUCUGUAUCUAAAUCAUAUAUUGUCUUAUUCUCUCUCUCUCUCUCUCUCUCUCUCUCUCUUCUCUCUCCCCCUCUCUUUUCCUGUGUUUCUUUCCUCUCAGCUAUACUUUUUCUCCUUAUCAUCUUUGUGAGGUGGACCACACCACAAACCUGCAAUACACAGUUUUAUAGGAAACAAACACACCCACACUCAUUGCACAACAUGUUGUCAGUGUCAAGUCUUUAAAAUAAGCUUUUUAUAUGAGCUGCUUUUUAUUAAUGACAGACGUCAGCUAAUUCUCUGUGUCUGGAACAUUGGUCCACUGCAGAUACCUGCCCUGUGGAGCAGGCAUGACCUUUAACCUCACCUUUCUUCUAGAAAUUAUUAUUAUUUUAUUUCUUUGAAAAGAAAAUAAUAAAAUGAAGUGCCUUUAUGUAUUUUUCAGAUAUGUUUUUAAACAGAACUCUUUCACUGCAUUCAGUAGAGUUGGCGAAAUGUCUUGCCAGGUUGCAAAGCUGCUAUUAAACAGCCGUGGGAUCUUUGUUUUCAUUCUCUUUCUUUCUUUUGUACAUUUAAACUGAAGAGUUGAUAAAAAAACUAUGUAAUUUGUAAAUGAAUAAAUACCUUCUGAAUAUCCAUAUAAUGUCUUGAAUAAAUCAGAGAUUGUGAUGUUUAUA